AUGACCUAUGCUUGGCUGUCGGGAGGAUCUACGGAUAAUAUUGUAGGUCAGGAUGAGCGUAAAUUCAUCUCCCUUGAUGGCACACUAUUCUUCUCGCAUCUGAUGCCUGAGGAUCAGAACAGCUAUGCUUGCUCGCUGUCGGUCUACUCCACGCAAGCCGGAAGCUAUGGGCCAUUCUUCAGAUUGAUUUCGUCGACCGAUUUUUACAACGAGACGUUCACGCCGAGACUCGAUUCGUCGCAACCGCAAAUAUUUCCGGAGGAACCCAAAAUUGGCGAUUCGAUCUAUCUUGAAUGUUUCGCCUAUGGAAAUCCAAUUCCACAAUACAAAUGGUCUAGACUCGACGGAAAACCGUUGCCCUCAAGAGCUCACAUCUCGAAUUACGGUCGUGUUUUAAAGAUCGACAAGGCCACUUAUUCCGACUCGGGCCGCUACAAGUGUUUGGCGACAAAUCCGUAUGGAUCGGUGGCCGGCGAGAUUACCGUUCGCCUUCGCGCGCCGCCGACGAUUCUCCAAGGCCUUCAUGAUCAUUUGAUCUCGACCGAGUCGAAUGCGCGCUUCGAAUGUCUGCUGUCAAGUGCAGACAGCGAUUCGACGGUCGAGUGGUUCAAAGACACCAAACCAAUUGCGCCGCUUCUGAUGCCGGCGGAGCAGCGGAAGAGGAUCUCGAUUAGAAAUAAUAUAUUAACGAUUAGUGGGACCACCGAGUCCGACUCGGGCGUUUAUCAAUGCAUUGUUGCGAACGAUGUGGGCAGCUCGACGAGCUCGGCGCUACUCUACGUGAAAGAUUCGAAGCCCACGUUUCCGCCGAACGCGAUGCCUCGUAGGGUGUUUGCCACUGUUGAAAGCACUGUGAGGAUUCCUUGCAUUUUCGAAGCGUCGCCGAGAGUUCACGGAAGAUGGUCGGACGAGGGGGGAUCGCAUCUGCCGACUAUGGGACGACUUCGUGAUGAGCACGGAAUAAUGACGAUUGAGAAGGUGCUCAUGGAGGAUUCGGGUUUGUUCUUUUGCACGGCGCACAAUCGAAUAGGAAAAGCGCACGCUCAAGUGCAGCUUAUUAUAAUGGAGAAGCCAUCGAUUCGAACCAAAGCGAACAACGCGAGAUAUUCGAGCGAUGAUGCGGUGAACAUCAGCUGCGAGGUCGAAAUGGAGUGCGUCGACAAUUCCGAGUGUCCCGAAUCGCUUGUCGAAUAUAAAAUUAACGAUCGGCCGAUGUCGGCGUAUCCGGCGAUUCGCACGAAAGUCCAUGAACACGCUAUGCGCAAAGCGAACCAUCGCGGCAAACACGUCAAACAGUUGAUGGACAUUCGGAUACCGAAUGAUGGCGGCGGCAAGACGAUUGGACGAUUCGCGUGCUCGUCGCUGUACGGCGGCUUCUCGGAAGUGGUGCCAAGACCGCAUAUUCCGUCGCCGAUUGCGCUGACGAUCGAGGAGACGCACAAAGGGACGACAUUGAGAUUGCGAUGGAGGCUGCCACCGCAGCACAGAGAUACUAGGGAUCACUCGUCGAAGAUUGAUGAGUAUGUUGUUGAGCUGCGAACAAAGCGAAAUAGGAAGUGGAUAGCGGCCGAUCAUAAACUGGUGUCGCACAUGGAAAAGGAUAGUGUGACGGUGAAGAAUCUUGCGCCGAACACCGAAUACCAAUUUCGCGUGCGGUCUGUCGAGUCUUCGAUAAUUGGUGAGCCGUCGAUUCCAUCGGAAUGGAUUCGCACACCGCCGGGUCCGCCAAUCGAGAAGGUCGACGCGCUGAAAUGGCGGCCACUUGACUCGCAGACGUUGCUCGUCGAAUGGCAGCCAAUUGAGCUGCAACAGCAUUCUGGCGACAAUUUGAGGUAUCGAGUGUCAUGGCAGGAAUCGAGCCCGAAUCGGACGCUAGUCGACGAUGUCGAACGGAAUAAUUUGGAUUCCGAUCAGCCGCAGGCGAUUUUGAAGUUGAACUCGACUGAUGGAUGCCGAAUGGUUGUGCUCAAAGUGACACCGGUGAAUGAUCAAGGAAGCGGAUCGGAUAGCAUGGAAACGAUUGCGUUCAUCAAUAGUCACGGGCAACUGAAGAAGGUUGAGAUGCACAACGUGAGGCCCGUCAAUGCCACCCAUGUGAACAUCUCUUGGGUGUGGGAAGAGAAUUCGGAAUGCGAUACGAAGCAUGCGGUGCAGAUCACCUGCAUCAGCAAAGACGGUGAGGAAGUGAUUGCGACUGUUGAUAGCGAUUUGACGCAUUUGACGUUGGGCGGAUUGGAGGCGGAAACCGCGUAUGAUUGCACUUUGAAAGCGGUGGAUAAUCAUGGAAACUUUGGCCCGGCUAGCAAACAAUUCCGAAUACACACGAAGCAGCAUCCACCGGAAGCGGCGCCGAUCAUCACCAAAUUGCGGCUUCAACAGCUACCCGAAGGAUUCACCACGUUACUCGAAUGGACGGCCAUUGAACUCCAGCAGCCGAAUCGAUCGGAUUACGGGUGUGGAUAUAAGAUCUACAUCUACAUCUCCGAAACCGCCACCGAACCAAUUAUACUGGAUAUGCCGGUUCAGCGAUUGUCCGAUAGGCGAGCACCUUCGGCUCGUCUUGAUGGCUUGAAGCUCAUGAUGAAGUACAUCGUGCAUGUCGCCGGCUAUAAUCCAGGCGGUAUUGGUCCGAUCAGCGCUCCGGAAUCCACUAGAUUAGGCUCGCAAUCCUCAAUCGAUCUCCACGUUUACUCGAUGACCGAUUCGUUCAGGGUUCUUCCAAUGUUCCUUUACUCUUUAAUAGCGUUGAUCGUGCUCUUCUAG
Caenorhabditis bovis is the source of this 2763-nucleotide messenger RNA. NCBI's taxonomy places the organism in Eukaryota, Metazoa, Nematoda, Chromadorea, Rhabditida, Rhabditidae. The record is from the annotation of a GenBank genome assembly.